Messenger RNA from Suillus clintonianus, 2991 nucleotides. RefSeq lists its product as uncharacterized. The record is from RefSeq and is a predicted model, not a curated record. The coding region runs from base 1 to 2991 and encodes 996 amino acids. Gene Ontology annotation, molecular function: NAD+ poly-ADP-ribosyltransferase activity. The transcript has 21 exons. NCBI's taxonomy places the organism in Eukaryota, Fungi, Basidiomycota, Agaricomycetes, Boletales, Suillaceae.
AUGGUACUGACAGCAAAGCCUUUGAAAGGCCGUAAGAGAUUCAGUGCUGAUCUUCACAAGCUGCACACAACCUGUCCAUCUGACCUUAAUAGGGGAACAUGGUCUGCACAAAGUUUCAGAUCAGGAGAUGAUGACGGCUCAGUAGAGUUCGACCUGAUAGAAUCUAGAGAUCAGGCAAGGAUAGUGAUGCAUCUCUUAUGUUCCGACACUUCAGAGUACCCCAACACUCACUUGUUCUUCUGCCAUUCCCCAGAACCUGGCAGUUAUGGGGAGCAGGUGAAGGAGAUUUGUGACAGGGUACUUGACGACAGUCCCAGUACGAUACACAAAGUGGCGAAGCAUUUCUUGAUCAGUAUAUCUGGUGACGAUGACGGCGAAGAUGACCACGAUUAUGAUUAUGAUAUAUCAAUAGAUGAGGACAUGAGUGCAUUCACCAGACCAGAGAUCUCUCGCUCAGUCUUGCGCAGGGACUUUGAAGGCGCUCAUGCAGCCGGUUACACACCAGGAGCUAUUUGGAGUGGUAGCAGCGAGUUCUUCUUGACAGUCUCUGUUCCUGUGCAUCUCGUGCUGGUUAUUUCUGGAUUUUGGGGUGUCUAUCCACCUGUUCAGAGUGAUGGGACACUCUCCCCUGCUGCAGUCAAUUCUUGCACCUCUUUGAAGUUCUAUGUCGGCCUUUCACGACAGUACAAACCGUCAAAGGAACAUGUCAUCACUUCACUCCGCCAAUACGGCCUCCAGUCCGACCAGCAUAAUGGUGUCGAAGAUGGAAUGGUCAAAGAAUAUAUCGACGUUGACAAGGAUUCCGAAACCGGGCCGGAACAGGAUGACGGCGCCUUUGACAAGUUUAGCUUGAGCAGCUCGCUUGAAUCAUUACUUGACAAGCACUUCCUUCAACUGCUCCGACUUCGACGACAGUUCAAACUUGGAUGGGCCUCAGCAGAAGAACUCCACUGGAGAUCGCAGGAACUUCAGAAAUCGCCUGUGAUUCUCGUCAAGGAGAUGCAGGAGGAACUUCAUCAAGCUGACGAGGAGGAGAAACACCUCUCUGGCUCUCGCUACUUGCCUCAUGAUCCCUUGUACAAACAAGAUGAUCACAUCAACUUGCUCGAGACUGCGUUUGCGUACCUUCUACGUCGAUUCACACUCUGCAAUCGUUAUUGCAUCGUCUGUCACAAAAAACUUAAUUCUGACUUCAAGGCGCUAAAACCCUAUGUUUGCAAUUCUGGUUUAUGUGCAUACCAAUAUUACAGCCUCAACUUUGGUCCCUCUCAAGAGUAUGACAUCUGCAAGAAGACUGAGAUGGUAGAUCUCCUGGUUUCCCUCACUUAUGUUGCUGCUGUAGAACAAGUUCUUGACGAGCCCCUUCCGCGUGGCUUAUUAUUGAAAGUUCCCGACCCCGAAAAUAGAACCCCCACGUGUGACUUCGAUACCUUGACUGUUAGCGACAUGCACAUUACAAUCAUGAAACUCAUCGACACACUGCCUUCAGUUCGAAUACAUCUUUUCAUUGCCGACGUUAAUGCUCAACCGAAGUUGAAAGACAUGGACCCCUCGAUCUUGCCCGCUGCGUGGUCUAUCUUGUGUUGGUGUGUUGCCUCUUGCACAACGCACCUGCAAGAGUUAACUGAAGAGGAAGAUCAAGUACAGAAUAUAGGCUCUCAGUGGCAACAAUUCCGCUUCAUGGUCGGUGCACCUGAUAAAGAAGCAAAGUUCAAACAUGCCUUGGAGCAGGAAACACGUGUAGAUCCUAAUGCGAAGAAGUACCCCACUCUCUAUGCUUUCCAUGGGUCACCUCUGAAGAACUGGCAUUCGAUCAUACAGCACGGACUGUGGUAUGAGACCAUCGCACAUGGCCAUUCAUACGGAGAUGGUGUCUACUUCGCCAAGGACGAUGUUGUUUCGAUGGGCUCCUAUGCCACGAUCAGCUCACUGUGUUGGAAGAAUAGCACGAUUGUCCCUUCAGCUUGCGUAGCUCUCGCUGAGAUCAUCAAUCUCCUGCAAAAAUUUACCUCGCAAAAUCUGUUUUAUGUAGUAAAGCAAACAGAAUGGAUUAUGUGUCGAUACCUACUAGUCAACACGUUCAAUAGCUUGCAUCCUAAUGAACAGAUCAUCGUCACUGCCGCCACCCCCACCAAGUCAAACAUCCGGAACGUUCCUUUUGUCAAACACAAUCCUCAUCGCCGUCCACUACUCUCGAAUGCCCAAGUCGAGAUCCCACAGCCUUCAUACAAACUUGAGAAACUUCUCAGGCUUUGCCAAGACGCAUACAUCCUGCCUGAUCUCAAUGAGGACGACAACGCUGUGUUUAACGCACCAGAUGAAGAGGAAGCGAAGCUGAGGAGCAGCAUACCACACGCCAACGGAAAACCAAAGCGAGAUUGGGUACACAAUGCGAGCUGGGUGGAGAAGAACAUCGACCUCUUGUUGCCUCCGCCUGCUGAUUCGACCCCAGGCGCGACAAUGGCGCUACAAAAAGAGUACAGGGCAAUGAUGAAAGAACAGGAGGGCGCGGACUCACUUGCUACUUUGGGAUGGUACAUGCCUCCAGAGUUCAAUGAGAACUUGUUCCAGUGGGUGGUGGAGAUGCAUUUGUUUGAUCCUGAUUUGCCUAUUGCGAAGGAUUUGAAGUCAAAGGGUGUCAAUUCGCUUGUUUUCAAGAUAUGUUUCCCGCCAAUGUUCCCUCAUUCUCCUCCGUUCUUUAGACUCGUGAUGCCUCGCUUCCUUCCUUUCAUGCAGGGUGGAGGUGGUCACGUUACUGCUGGGGGUUCUAUUUGCAUGGAUCUUUUAACAUCAGCUGGAUGGCUUCCAAGCUACAACAUCGCAUCCGUGCUCUUACAGAUCAAGCUUGCCAUCUCGAGCACCGAUCCUAAACCUGCGCAGCUAGCCCAUAAUUGGGAUCAACCGUAUCAUCCACAUGAGGCAUUGUCAGGGUAUACGAGAGCGGCCGCUAUGCACGGUUGGAAGGUACAUUCGUCCUUCAUUUCGCUAUGA